This is a messenger RNA of Carica papaya (papaya), 1706 nucleotides long. The record is from RefSeq and is a predicted model, not a curated record. Lineage: Eukaryota; Viridiplantae; Streptophyta; Magnoliopsida; Brassicales; Caricaceae.
AUGCAGACGCUAAAUACUGGAUCCCUGUUUUAUGCCACUUUAAAUUCCUUGGCAUACUUUUACAUGGUUUGUUCUUGGGGAGGGUACACCUUUAUUAUCAAUCUGAUUCCAAUGCAUGUGCUUUUGUGUAUUGUGACUGGUCGCUAUUCAAGUCGCCUCUACAUUGCUUAUGCGCCUCUUGUCGUCCUGGGAACUUUGUUGGCUGCAUUGGUGCCUGUGGUUGGAUUUAAUGCAGUCAUGACAUCUGAACAUUUUGCGUCAUUUUUGGUUUUCAUUGUUAUCCAUGUUGUGGCUCUUGUAUAUUAUAUCAAAGGGAUUCUCUCUCCCAGAAUGUUUAAAGUAGCUGGAACGCUUGUUCUAUCUGUUGGCCUGAUAGUGUGUCUUGCUGUAAUAGCAGUUCUUAUAGCACUGGUGGCUUCAAGUCCUACAAAGGGAUGGAGUGGACGGAGUUUGAGUCUUCUUGAUCCGACAUAUGCAAGCAAAUACAUACCAAUUAUUGCUAGUGUCAGUGAACAUCAACCCCCUACUUGGCCUUCCUACUUUAUGGACAUCAAUGCUUUGGCAUUCUUGGUUCCAGCUGGCAUAAUUGCUUGCUUUUUGCCCCUAUCUGAUGCAAGUUCCUUUAUGGUGCUCUAUAUUGUUACAUCUGUUUAUUUCUCCGGAGUCAUGGUGCGCCUUAUGCUUGUGCUUGCUCCGGCAGCAUGCAUAAUGUCUGGGAUAGCUCUCUCUCAAGCAUUUGAAGUAUUUACAGGAUCGAUCAAAUUUCAGCUACCUGGAGUUUCUGGGAAUUCUGAAGUUGAUGCAGGGGAUAAGACUCCUGCUACUGUUAUAGCAGAAAAUGAUGUGAAGACUGAUAGAAGUGAAGAAACAUUGAAGGACCGUCCAUCAAGGAAGGGCAAGAAGAAGGAGAAGGAGCCUGUAGAAAAACCUUCUACCAAGUCCAGAAUAGAAAAGAGACUUCUAGUUUUGCCUUUAGACGCAUCAGUGAUUUCUCUUCUUCUUCUUAUAAUAUUGGGUUCCUUCUAUGUGGUUCAUUGUGUAUGGGCAGCAGCAGAAGCAUAUUCAGCCCCAUCCAUAGUUUUAACAUCUCACUCACAUGAUGGUCUGCAUGUUUUUGAUGAUUUCAGAGAGGCUUAUGCAUGGUUACGCCAUAACACUGAGGUGGAUGAUAAAGUUGCAUCGUGGUGGGAUUAUGGUUAUCAGACCGUUUUCACAACUCACCAUUGGAUGGUACGGAUAUAUAAGCUAAAGCCUCAGAAAAACAGGAUACGUGGGAGGGCAAAGAAGUCAAAAUCAAAAGCGAGUUCAGCAGCUAGUUCAAAAAGAAGUGUAGUGAAAAAGAACCCGUGGCACUAGAACAAUCUAAUUUUUGUAGGUUGAUGUUUCAGGUCAGUAAUUUGUAAUCGAACUAUAAGGAUAGAACAGGCAUUGCUGGUCCAUCAUUCACAGGAACACAAAUGACACCCCAAAGAUUUUGUAGCUUUUUUCUCUAACCUUUAUAGUUCUCCCUGAAUUAUUAUUUUAGGCACAUUUCAUUUGAAGGAAAGAAGCUGCUAAUCAAUUUUAGAUCAUUUCAUUCUGACUCGGCAUUAUGGCAAAAGUAAUGUCAAGAGGCAGACUGCUAGGCUGCUGGCCUAGUUAGACAAGACGAUUAAUUUGGUUUGUCUCUUUUUGAGUUUCUUUUCUGUUAAUUAUAACUUGUUUCA